AUGACAGAAUAUUGGAAAGCAUCACCAAACUACUGGUGCAAACACUGCGCCUGCUACGUCCGCGACACGAAGCUCGAGCGCCAAAACCAUGAAGCCACAGCCAAGCACCAAAACGCAAUCAAGCGCUCACUACGAGACCUGCACCGCAACCACGAGCGAGAAGAACGCGAAAAAGAACGUGCGCGGAGAGAAAUCGACCGUCUAAAUGGAGUAGUUACCAGCUCCUCGCCCGGUCCAUCACGACCGGGACGCGCUUCCGUUCCAGCGGGCGCAAGCGAAUCAUCGCUGAAGAAACAACGGGAGCAGUUGGCUGAGCUGGGUGUCGCAGUGCCGGAUGACUUUCGAGGGGAAAUGGCCAUGCCUGGCGAGUGGACGGUCACGAGUACACGGGUCGUUGAGAGCGCGGGAGAGGGAGCGGACGAGGACAAGAAGGCGAGAGUUGCGACGGGGGUACGGAAGAGAGAGGACAGGGAGGAGGAUAGAGAGGAGGAGGAUGCUGUGAAGGGCUUGUUUAAGAAGCCUAGGAGGUGGGGGAGGGAUUCGAAGAAUAUGCCUGAGGGGGAGGAUGAGGAGCUGGAUGCGUUGCUGAGUGGGACGGUGAGGUUGAAGGGGGAAGAGGGUGUGAAGGAGGAGGUGAAGGAGGAGGUCAAGGAGGGGGUUAAAAAGGAGGACGAUAUCAAGGGUGAACCGUAUACGGCGACGAGUGGGAUACAUGAUGGGGUGGUGAAGGGGGAGGAGGAGGAUGGAGGAGCGAAGGUCAAGGUUGAGGAGGAGGCUGGUGAUUCGGGAGUUGCGCCGGUGGUGUUUAAGAAGAGGAAGCCGAAGGGGUUGCGGACAAAGUAG
Messenger RNA from Pochonia chlamydosporia 170, 843 nucleotides. Its product is annotated as U1 zinc finger family protein. Gene Ontology annotation, cellular component: precatalytic spliceosome. Lineage: Eukaryota; Fungi; Ascomycota; Sordariomycetes; Hypocreales; Clavicipitaceae. Gene Ontology annotation, biological process: mRNA splicing, via spliceosome. Gene Ontology annotation, molecular function: RNA binding; zinc ion binding. The transcript has a single exon. The record is from RefSeq and is a predicted model, not a curated record. Bases 1 to 843 code for a protein of 280 amino acids.